Hibiscus syriacus is the source of this 1502-nucleotide messenger RNA. RefSeq names its product probable serine incorporator. The coding region runs from base 161 to 1402 and encodes 413 amino acids. The record is from RefSeq and is a predicted model, not a curated record. The transcript has 13 exons. NCBI's taxonomy places the organism in Eukaryota, Viridiplantae, Streptophyta, Magnoliopsida, Malvales, Malvaceae. Gene Ontology annotation, cellular component: membrane.
UACUCUUUCUCUUGCAUUCUUCCCUGCUUCUUAAUUUCCAUGUUUGAGAGAGAGCUCUUCUUUGUUGAUUCUAGGCUUUGGGUCAAUCUAAUUUUCAGUGAACUGGAAUCUGCUACUGGUUUUUUUUUAUUGUCUACUUUCUGGGAACACUGAAUCUGUAAUGUCAUGGAAAGUGGAAGGUGUUGGAGGGUCCAAACUUGAAAUGGAGAGUGGUUUACCAAGUGACCACAAUGAGGGGCAUGGAGUUCCCAAGGAUGGUUCCUGGUUUGCCCAGUUCAGGAAUGGAUCCAACCCUUGGAUGGCUAGAUAUGUCUAUGCAGUGAUCUUUUUAGCUUCGAAUUUGCUGGCUUGGGCCGUCCGAGAUUACGGCCGCAACGCCUUCCCGGAAAUGGAAAAACUGAAGAAUUGUCAAGGUGGCCGCCAUUGCUUGGGCGCCGAAGGCGUCUUACGUGUGAGCUUGGGAUGUUUUGUUUUCUUUUCUGCAAUGUAUCUUUCAACUGCUAGCACCCCAAAGAUGUACAACUGCAGAGACUUAUGGCACUCUGGGUGGUGGUCUGCAAAGAUCGCCCUCUGGAUUGCCUUGACAGCGACCGCCUUUUUGGUUCCUACUUUUAUUGUACAGAUAUAUGGGGAGAUUGCGCAUUUUGGUGCCGGGGUCUUUCUCUUAGUUCAGCUAGUAAGUGUUAUCAGUUUCAUUACAUGGCUGAAUGAUUGUUGGCAAUCUGAUAAAAUAUCAGAAAAAUGUCGCAUCCAUGUGAUGUCACUUGCAACUGCUUCAUAUGUAAUAUGCAUAGUCGGGAUCAUCAUGAUGUACGUCUGGUAUGCGCCAGAACCGUCCUGCCUCCUUAAUAUUUUCUUCAUCACAUGGACACUGGUACUCAUUCAGCUCAUGACAAGCGUCUCCCUCCACCCUAAAGUGAAUGCCGGCAUCUUGACUCCCGGGCUUAUGGGGCUUUAUGUUGUAUUCAUCUGUUGGUGUGCCAUUCGAAGUGAACCGGCUGGGGGAAAUUGCAUUAGGAAGGCAGAGGAAUCAAACAGAACUGAUUGGCUCACAAUCAUAAGCUUUGUCAUUGCCCUGCUGGCUAUGGUUAUUGCUACGUUUUCGACAGGCAUCGAUUCUCAAUGUUUUCAGAUCAGGGAAAAGGAAGCACCAGCUGAAGAUGCAGUUCCAUAUGGUUACGGCUUCUUCCACUUUGUUUUUGCCACCGGAGCAAUGUACUUCGCGAUGCUAUUGAUCGGCUGGAAUACUCAUCAUACUAUUAAAAAAUGGACGAUCGACGUGGGUUGGACCAGUACUUGGGUCAGGAUAGUGAAUGAAUGGCUAGCCGUCUGUGUUUAUCUGUGGAUGCUGCUGGCUCCUGUGAUACGAUUGAGGUUUAGACAAACAAGUGAGGCCGCAUGAAAAAUCAAUUGCUCAGCCUUGAAUUCAUUUACUGCAAUUGGCUCCUAUGGUCCAUUGUUGCAUAAAUAGCAUAGAGUUACACAUGCAAAAUGUGAUUAUU